CCCUCUCCUCCCCCUCAUCUCGAAGGCUCGGUUUCCACGGUUCGACUUCACUUCACUUGCUUAGACUUCCUGUCCAGACGAGUUUACAAACAAAUCGACGCAAAAAGAAAAGAAAAAUCGCUGAACUAAAACCAUCCUGCAGUACUCCACGAGCAAACCAUGUGAAGAACGAGACUUAAAGUAAUUCCUCAGCCAUCGGACAUGGAUAUCUGCCCAUUAUGUCACCAGUGUCUCGAAGAAGGACAGAGUUUACAACUGCACUAUAUCUUGUGCCCUGCAAAUAUUGAAAUAAAGGACCAAAGGGGAGAUCGAAAGGAAAAAUCUGUCGUGAAUGUGCGGUUACGUUGGGCCAAAGUCGAGCCAUGUGUUGAUCGCAUCGUCCACUUGAUUAGCUCUUUGGCUGGUUCAAUUCCAUUACAUUGGAGUGAUAAAGAAGGACUGUAUGAAUCUGCAAUGACCGAGGUUCCUGUCGGCAUGCAUUCCUGUCAGCUAGCAGUAGGGGGCGAUGUAAUGCCUAUAGAUGCAUUCGAUGUCGCUGAGCAUAGUGAUACAAUCUAUAUUAUCCCUACUGAGGAAGAAGAAAUUCCAGAAGAAAUUGAAGAAGGUAGUGAGGAUGGUAUCAUCGAUGAUGAUGACAACCCUGUCGCUGAGCUACUUGCCUCUACAUCCAUUGCCGGUAGUAAUGACUUGAGUAAAGAAGAGUAUCCUGGUACCUCUGGUGAACUGCGACAUGGCGUUACUGGUGACAAUCUUUCACCAGAAGAUAGGGAAAGACUGGCUCAAAGUAGUUUCACAGAACUCAGCCCACUUUACAAAGAACUUCUACAACAUCAGGUUAUUCAUGGCGAACCCUCUUGGGUCCCAAAAGGUGAUGACCAGUCCCCAAUAACCUCAGAUUAUGAGCUCGAUGAAGUAAUGAACAGGACUAGGACCGAGGAAGGAGCACCACCCCAUCUGACAUCACGACCAGCCAAUCCUGAAGAACGACACUUAAAAAGCCCCAUACCUAUUAGAGCAAUCAGCAAUCAGGAUGAACGCCAUCUUGAGACUUUACCCGGUACCCGAGGAGAGAGUACAGAGGAGCAGGGACCUGGAACUGAGGAUGUUAAGGGACAAGAUCACCAUGACAAUCAAAGUCCAGCGGCGUCAUCGUCGACUUCUAGUGGGUCCAGCAGCGAACACUCGUCUGCCAGGCACAGUCCAGACUUAAGUGAUGUGGCAAAUGACUCGGAUGCCAGCGAUGGUCUACAAGAACAAAGUAUCGAGGAAGCCAUCCCGCGGGACAGUCCCGAAAUACAAGAGCUACCGCAGCCAUACGACGGGACGUUUCUUACGAGGGACAUAAUCGAAGAUGUGCCCUCGAAAAAAGACACUAGGAACGAAGAACGCGCUAGGGAGAGUCCCUCGGGCACAACUAGAGACGUACCCCCAAGUUCAUCGGUCAACUCAGCUCAGAGUCCUCGAGAAAAGAAAUCAUCCUCCCCAAUACCUUUAGGUUUGAAUACAAACCAAUCAUCUACUAGAGCCAGUCCACAUAGUGAGAUACGAGGGGGAUCGGUACCAGGCUCCAGGGGUAGUCCAGUGGCGUCUGUUCACUCAUUGGAUGGAAUUCCUUCUAGCAGUCGACCCCAGGAAUCCAUACACCCAUCCAUCACUAGCCUUCCUGAUCCUGGGAUCUUGCAAGGUUCUCCAAGAUCGAUGGACGAAGAACAGAAAAGCCUUUCAGGACGUGAACGUACGCCUCUCGCUUCUAGCCCAGCGGGAUCUACGCAUUCAAGUAUCAGAAAACCAAGCUUUGAAGAUAUCGGAAAUCCCCUGUUAUCAGGACGUGGGCGCACCCCUCCUGUCUCCAGUCCUUUAGCCUCAGUUCAUUCUAGUACUCGUAGCUCACGUGGUCAAAGCCCUAUCGCCUCCGUUGGUUCACUUCCUGGACGAGAUUCCAUACAUCCUGGUAUUACCAGCCCAACUGCUAUCAACACGAGUCUGGUGGGAUCCAUCCAUUCGCCUUUAGCCUCAGUUCAUUCUAGUACUCGUAGUUCACGUGGUCAAAGCCCUAUCGCUUCAGUUGGUUCUCUUCCUGGACUAGAUACCAUACAUCCUGGUAUUACCAGCCCGGCUGCUAUCAGCAGUCUCCACUCCAGCGCUAGGAGUACGCCUCGGGGUUCGUCCUUUCCAAGACGUAGCUCGACAGAAUUACCUCCAAGCGCUAUUCCUAAAGAUAGCGAAUACGAUGCUCUCAGUAUACACUCGCGAGGGAGGCCUAUUUUUUCGUAUGGGAAAAGAGAAUCUCCAAGGUUUUCAACAUCGCGGACCCCCGUGGACUCUUUUCUUGAAAUCCAUGACUCAAAACCAGCAUUUUCUCACGAGCUUCUUGGAAGCUUAAGUCAACGGUCCUCAGUUCGUCCCAGUUCAUUUGGGGACCAAAGACCGAGGUCCUCGGAGAGACUAAGAGAUUAUGGCCAUCAAAGAAGAGAGGAAAGGAUGAUCCCGGGGACCUUUAUCCCAAGCUCCUCUAGCGCUUUUGCACCGACGAACGAAGACAGGACCAAAUUUGAUGUGAAUCAUAAUGAAGAAGAAAAAGUCAUUCUUCAGGAACAACAGCGAUUGUUUCAGGAGAAACAGUUUCAGUUUGAAGCAGAGAUUCGGCGCUUGAGGGAAGUAAACGAGGACCUCAAACAACAACUACUUAGUGUUGAGGCUGCCGCUGCCCUCAGUGAACGGGACAACCAGAGAUCCCACGGACUGGAGGCUACUGUUGCUUCCCUGAACGAUACUGUCGAAGAGAAGGAUGACGAAAUAGCUCGACUGAAAAAAAGAUGCGACGAGCUCGAGAAAAUCAACCAGGAGAUGAAGGACGAACAAGAAAGUCUGAAAACUGUGAAUAAAUUAACUUACGAGGAUUUGAACAAAGAAAACUCAGAGUUGAGGGCGAAGGUACAGUGUUAGACUUGGACAGACAGACAGCAAAUGAGGACAUCAAUCACUACAGAUCCACCUCGCAUUCACCAUCCCGCACCAAGGACUUCCAGCCAACAUCCCGUACUACUCUGGACUAUGGGACAUCCACUCGUCAAGUAGACUUCGAAUCAAAAUACCGUACCAGGGAUUACGAGUCAGGUCCCGCCCGGUACGGGACAAACAGCUCUGUUACCAAGCGUUACUCAACAAGCACAGGGUACCCAAAGGAUUCUUCGCCGAAACCAUUUUGCCCAACAUUUUCUACAGACAUUCAAAAAGGCAUGCGUGUUAUGGUUAACAGAAAUCGUGGGAUCUGUGGUCAUGGUAUAGUCAAAUACGUUGGUAUGCUACCAGGAAGGGAAGGUUCUUAUGUUGGGGUCGAACUUGACAGUGGAGAUGGUAGACAUGAUGGUACUUUCCACGGACAGCGUUUAUUCAAGUGUAAGUCAAACAGAGGAAUAUUUGUAAAGGCUAGCAAAGUUUUAAUGUGCUAUCCAAAGUGAUCGACGCCAAAGAUAUAUCUCGCGGGCUACCUGUGGUCAUUCUAUCAUUCGACCUGACAUACUUGAAGUUGUCUUACAGAAAGUUAUCCGUAGGAGAGAGGAAAGAGUUACUGUAAAUAUAGUAAAUAUAAAUUCCCCUAAUUUAUAUACAAAGUUUGUAUACCAUACCUAUACUACGCAUGCGUAGAAACCAUUCUUCCUUGCUAGUUACCAGUCUUCUAUGCGUCUAUAUAUGCAUAGUAUUAUUAAGUAUUUCUCAAACAUUAGCGUCCAUUUAGUCUCGAGUCUCGUGUGAGGAAGUCGCGUUAGUCAUCAGUCUUUUCAACAUUAGUUAGUCACCAGUUUCUUAAGCGUUAGUUACCACUAUAAUAUUCAUUCUCGUUCUCUGACUUUCCACUCGCAGUUUGUCUCCGUAAACAAACGAAAGGCGUUGAUCGAAUCCAGGAACUGGUUUUGCCUGGUUUUGGAUUUAUUGUUUUGCCGACUUUAGCCAAUCAAAAAACAGUGACGAAGGCCAUUCGUUUGUGGACGGAGACCAAAAGGAACGCGGGCUCUGUUACCCCCAUCAACUGCCAGCCAUUCCGUUCUACUAAAGCGUGUAACCAUUUUUGCGCGUAUUUUUAUCCUAUACUUUAAGUCUUAUUCAUGGAAAACAUGACGAACAUUUUACUCUAUAAAUCUAAUCCAUAUAAUGGAUGACCUGUGAACCAUGGUAUCUUUUUUAUUACUCGGGCCUCCUGUGGAAUAUUCGUAUUUAAAAUGACGUGUUUUUUGUUUUUUUUGUAUCCGUCAGAAAUYGACUAUUGGUGUCUAGGCGCGCAUGCGUUUUGCACGCCGCUGAGCUCUAAUUAAAGGCCAGCAAGCACACUAGAACACGUCCUUGGAAGCCCGAGUGCACGUUCUGAGAGCGUCUCGUUUCUAAUUACAUUUACAUGAAAGAUUCCUUAAUUCAUUAAAUGACGAACUUUUAACUUUUUGAUUAUUUUAUCCAUAUAAUGGAUGACGCGUGAACCAUUGUAGCCUGUCAGUCUUAUCUAUAUCUACUCUGUGUGUCGUGUGCAUUUGCAUGUCAACCUCAGAGGUGGGCAGUUCUAAUUCAGUAAUGGUCACCCAAUCUUUAACUUAUACUUAGCAGUGAAAACGCACGUAUUUUUAGCGCCAAGUCUGCUGGAGUUUCCGGCUUAAUUAAAGACUUAAAGUAUCUUAUAAAAAAGUAUGUUUUGA
Messenger RNA from Actinia tenebrosa (Australian red waratah sea anemone), 4685 nucleotides. RefSeq lists its product as uncharacterized. NCBI's taxonomy places the organism in Eukaryota, Metazoa, Cnidaria, Anthozoa, Actiniaria, Actiniidae. The record is from RefSeq and is a predicted model, not a curated record.